Molecule: messenger RNA, 1095 nt
Organism: Drosophila yakuba
Lineage: Eukaryota; Metazoa; Arthropoda; Insecta; Diptera; Drosophilidae
Exons: 1
Coding region: 1-1095 (364 amino acids)
Source: RefSeq, a predicted model, not a curated record
AUGGUGUCCUGCCCUGGGGAGGUCGUCUCCCGGAUUGCAAGUGAGGGCCUGAGAGAAGCGGUAAAGCGAAAAAUAAACCGGGAGCCAUCUGGCGACGAGAUGGCCCACUUUCUCUCAGGCUCCACUCUAUCCGGGGAGACAGCCAGCUUUGGCGACGCCGGAUUCUGGUCGAGGGUGAGGAUGGCCACCAAAAGGCAAGCUGUGCAUCUGGGGGUGCGUUGGGCCUGGAGAGGAGGUGAGCUACUGGUCGAGAGUAGAGGACAAAGAAACCGACCAGUGGCCACCGACUCGAACUCCAGGUCCCAACUCAUCCAACGUCUCAGGUGCGCAGCUCAGGAUGAGUUCCUGACCAUCCUCAUAAAUAAACCCGACCAGGGGAAGGUGGCGAAGCUCUCCACGCUAACCCCAGUCAGCAACGCGUUCAUACGCGACGGUAGCUUUACCAGGUUUGCUGACUGGCGGUUUAUCCACAGAGCCCGACUGGGAGUCCUCCCACUCAACGGAGCGAUCCGAUGGGGCAGCGGCGACAAGCGCUGCCGGGUCUGUGGAUAUCAGCUGGAGAGCGUUCCACACGUGUUGUGCCACUGCAUGCACCACUCAAACGCAAUGCAGCAGAGGCACAACGCGGUGAUGGAUCGCCUCGCCAAGGCUGGCUCACGGCUGGGGACCCCCAGGGUGAACUGCCGCGUGGAAGGGGUCGCCGAGGACAUGGCGGCCCUCAGGCCGGACCUGGUAUGGCGCGACGAACGGAGCAGAAAAAUCGUCAUAGUUGACGUGACUGUUCCGUUCGAGAACGGGGCUGAAGCGUUUGAUAACGCGAGGGGCGAGAAAGAAGAAAAAUACCGCCCCCUAGCUGAAGCCCUGCGCGCCAUGGGAUACCAGGUAAAACUGGAGGCAUUCAUUGUCGGAGCCUUGGGCUCGUGGGACCCUAAGAACGAAAGGGUCCUCAAGACUUUGGGUGUCUCUAGGUUUUAUGCUGGCCUGAUGCGCAGACUGAUGGUGGCCGACACCAUCAGGUGGUCCCGGGACAUCUAUGUGGAGCAUGUAUCCGGGAUCAGGCAGUUCACCCUGCCAAGUGGAGCUCCUUCCAACUAA